AUGGAGCUGCAACCUAUCAUUGAAGCAAGGAAGCGAGCUGGAGAAUGGGAUUACGACGCAUUCGGUACCACUAGGACCGACAAGGUCGAUACUAGAAUCAUUGAAGAAGCUAUUGUCGUCACAUCAGAUCCAUCCAGAUCCAUGCAGCAAGAUUUCAAUCCCCCCGACGAUGACAUCACGAGGGAUCCCGACGUUAUUGCCGCCGAGACUUGUCUAGAGCACUUCGGCAAACGUGGCAUUACCAUGAUUGAUGCUCUACAGAGUGCGUCGUUCGAUAUAUCACUCGAGAAAGUUAUGGCCAAAUCAGUGUCAAACGACUUUUCAGUGAGAAUACUCAAACACGACUUCGGAAUAGAAAGACUAGAGCGCAAGAAGUGGUUCGGGAACUCAAGGCAAUAUACAGUCGCCUCCAUUGGGGGCAGCUUCAACGAGGACGUACAGAUUGGAGGGACAAUCGAAUUUGGCAGACGGCGAUGGGAAGACAUAGUUGCAAUUGCAAGUGACCAAGCCUCAAAUUCUCAGCUUGUUGACUACCUGCUAGAGUACAUUGACGCCAACGAUCAAGGGGCAGACUUCAAGAUUCCGAACGGGCGUUUUGUUGAUCCAUUUAGCGGAGAGAUUUUCGUUGAUCCUGUAAGAGCGAGCGAUGGUUAUGUAUACGAACGCAGGUGGAUAGAGGCCUGGCAGAACGCACACGGGCAUUCACCAAUAGAUCCUACAAUCGAGCUGGAUCUAGAGCGGAACCUGAUUCUAGUCCAAAACCUGAGCAGUCUGAUUGUCAGGUUCCUAAACGGAAGACCUCGCGCAUGGUUCAACCCCACCAAAAAACCAUUGCUCAUCGAGUAUCCCGGCGUAUUCAGUGUGCAACAUGAAUACGUACCUCUUCCCGGGGCCGUCACAGUAUUGUCUAUACUCAUAGAUCAAUGGAUGUUCGAUUCACAGCGCCAACCAUCAACUCAACGUUUCUGGCAUGGACUGACACACUCCGGAGAUGGGACCAUGCACGGAACGCCACUUGACCCGAACCUGUUAUUCCAUGAAUUACCAACCAACUCAACACAGAUCGGAGUAUUUCAAUUCAACAAACUAGAACUUGCGUCUCGCAGAUGGAAUUAUCGACAGCGUCUCAAGUCGAGGUCGAUGAGUCGGCUCGACGUGGCGAAGCAGGCUUUUGAGGCUCUUGUGAACAAGUCCGAGGCUUUCGACCACCCAGUAGGAAUAGGGCUUGUUACGUUUGGGAGAGAGGUCCGCGAAGUCCAGACGGAUGGCGACACCCCAUUAUACGACAGUCUCGUAGUAGGUCGAUCGAUGUUGGAGCGCUUCAAGGCACAGGCAAGUUCAUAUCAAAUCUUGCUUCUUACCGAUCUCACUGAUCCGAUGGAGAAGAACCCCUCGGCCGCCCUAAGAAUUAUCUGUUUGACAGAUGGUGAAGACGUUGGUUCUCGGGUGACCGCAGCAGCAGUCGCGGCACAGCUUCAGCGGUCUGGCAUCAUCUUGGAUUCCAUCGUAGUGCAGACGAGUGCCUUGGUGAACGCCAUCCAUCCCAUCGCCGUCGCAACGGGCGGAUACUCAUUCAAAGUCGACACAGUGGAGCAAGCACUGAACAUUGUGGAACUUGAGACAGUCCUUCGCUCUAAGGAUUGCGUGGGACGAUUUAGCCGCGGAGACCUCUCGUGCAGACGGUACCCUUGGCAUCUGUCGCGCUAUAACGACCUGUCAACAUAUCCUUGGUCUUUCGUUUUAGCAUUCAUCGAUGUGUAUACCGGUGAUGACCUAGCAUUCUGGAAAUCUCCUUAUGAAGGAGGCACAUUCCUAGCCUACUACGACUUCGGAAAGGACUAUCCGCAAGCAGCACCUGAAGUCCGUUUCAUCACGCCAAUACUGCAUCCGAACAUCAAUCGCCACGGUAAAGUCUGUCACGCAGCUUUGGACAAGAGUUGGUUGGUCGAUAUAUCCAUGAGCACUGUUCUUCAAAUUCUCUACGGCAUUCUGCUCACUCCAGACACGGACAAUCCGCUGGAUUUGCAUGCGACCAUGGAAUACAACGAUGAUAGUGGUCAACAUGCGCUGAAGGUCCACAAUAUGGUUCAGAAAUUCGCCUCGAAGACUAGGGCUGAGUGGAAGAAAGAACUGGACAACAGCGACUACCAUAAUAACUUGAAUCUCAUUUCGCAAUCUCCAGAGGGGCGGAUAGGGUACGACCAUCAUCGCGCACCGAAUGCGCAGACCUAUCGUGUCAAGCGCAUGGAAGACGCGCGCGAAAGUGCCGCGGACCGAGGGAUCGGGCAAUUAGAUGGCACCCCGACAUCUCCAACAGCAUUACGCGGCGACAAAUGCGCGUCCCAUAUGUUGACAGCGGAUCAUCCCAACGUCGCGCGAUAUCUCGAUUCUCUCGCCCGCGCAUAUCAUGCCCACAUGGAGAAGCUGGGCCCUUCUACCUCCCGCUUCUCCAAGCAGUCUCCGGCGGUCUGUAAACUGGGGAAAGUUGAAUCGGUGAAUGCAAUGCUCGGCGCAGGAUCCGAUCUUGACCAACAGCAGUGCGAGUGUAUCCUCGCUCUGGCCGCUCUCAAGACCUACAAUAACCCGUCCCACCCUGCGCAUUUCGCGUUGUGGGGGCGCAGCAUUGAUGAGCGGACGGAGGCACUUGUAACAAAGAUCGCUUACCACAAGCCGGCUCUCAUCGAGCUCCCAACUGGCUGGUUCGGCGGCUCGGAGGCCAUCUGGCAUCUUCGUCGUCACCAGGGGCUUGCAUUCCCCAAGGACCGGAUACAGCGCAGCGAGGAACCUACCAAGAUGACCCUGCGUCAACGAAAGACUGCAUCGUCACAGUGUGCGGGGCACAUUGGCCCAGAUAAGCCCCCGCGCGCCCGCGCACGCUUCGUUCACGUCACACAGGAGGGGAGCGAGCCGUCUGAGGUACUCCAGGCCUCUCUGCUCACCGAGGUCGCGUCCGGCAUCAUUCGCGCACCCGCCUCCGCACCGCCCACUCAUCACAUCCACACGAAGCGUCCACAGCGAAAAACAGAGACGGGCGACGUAGCGAGUCUAGAUGCGACAAGGGUAUCAUCUGGUACAUCUACGCCGGCGCAGACAGGGCUCAGGUUCACCCUACCUGCGCGACCAAGCCCUGAUGCCACUCCGCCUAGCCGAGAAUCGAGCACAGCCGUGAGUGACGCGUCUGAAGAUACUGCUGUAGACGUUGUGGAGCCGCGUGGCAAGAAGAGAAGUGCAGAUGAAUUCGAGCAGGAUACCGUGAAGGUCGAGGUCGGCGGGGAGCCUGAAGCCGGCGAAGAGCCGAAGGCGACACGGCCGAAGAGGAUCCGCCGACAAACUGCAAAGAGCAAGGAGUAUGACACUGUGGCAAGGAAAUCUGUCAAGAGAUGUAAGACCAAUUAA
This is a messenger RNA of Postia placenta MAD-698-R-SB12, 3396 nucleotides long. RefSeq lists its product as hypothetical. Gene Ontology annotation, biological process: protein polyubiquitination. Gene Ontology annotation, cellular component: nucleus. NCBI's taxonomy places the organism in Eukaryota, Fungi, Basidiomycota, Agaricomycetes, Polyporales, Adustoporiaceae. The transcript has 26 exons. The coding region runs from base 1 to 3396 and encodes 1131 amino acids. Gene Ontology annotation, molecular function: ubiquitin conjugating enzyme activity. The record is from RefSeq and is a predicted model, not a curated record.